This is a messenger RNA of Manduca sexta (tobacco hornworm), 1837 nucleotides long. It is a transcript of the gene Syx17, whose product is annotated as syntaxin-17. The record is from RefSeq and is a predicted model, not a curated record. The transcript is spliced from 7 exons. NCBI's taxonomy places the organism in Eukaryota, Metazoa, Arthropoda, Insecta, Lepidoptera, Sphingidae. Bases 165 to 1118 code for a protein of 317 amino acids.
CGUCAAUUGUCAACUGUCAAAUUAUUGUCAAACCAAAAUUGAUAUUUAUUUUGUAUUGAGUUCGUAAUUCGUAUACUGUGAGACCAGUAUGUGACUAUUUACUUGUGUUUUUAUACGUACAAAUAACUUUUAAUACUUUUGCAAAUCUAAAAUCUGUGAUAAAAAUGGAGGAGCAGAAUAAACUGCCGCUAAAGAGAGUAGAGCUUUCAUUAACAAAAUUUAACGAAGUCGCAAUACCGCAUCACUUGGACUUGCUUAGACAACACAAGGCCAAUAUUAUCAAAUAUGAAGAAAAUGGUGAGUACCCUCGCGUCCGCUCGGAGCAGGUGCACGCUCGUCGCGUCGCGUCGCAGCUGCGAGUGUUGCUCGCCGAGCUGGAGACGCUGCGGCGGCAGGUGAGGCCUGAGGACCUGACCAAGUUCGACAAGCUCACGCAGCGAUCCAGGGACCUCACGCUUAGAGCGAUUAUGGAUUAUUUGGGUAUAAUUGAGAGCAGUUGUAGGGCGAUUGUGGCACGGGGCGCGAGCCCUCGUCGCAGCGACACUUCCCCUCUUUCUAUAAAUCGUCGUCCGCCCGAGCAGACGGUGGCGGGGAGCACGAUGUCCACCGACUCCGUGGGCAUCAUAUCCAGGGGUGAUGAUGUACAGGAGUUGGAGUCGCCUUUAAUACAGCUUCAGGUGAACGAGCAAGAAGUGGCGCUGCGCGAGCGUGAGGCGGUUCUGCGCGGGUGGAGCGAGCUGCAGUCCGAAGUGCGCGCCCUGCACGAGGCGUGGCAGACCGUGCAGGCCGCCGCACUCGCUGAUAGAGAACGGGUAGCUACAGUGUCAACUAAUGUGGAGGUUGCCGCGGAAAAUGUUGAAGUUGCUCGCACUCACCUAUCUGCUGCGGAAAGGUUGAAGGCGGGCGCGAUGGGUGCGGGCGGCGCGGUGCUGGGCGCCGCGCUGUGCGGCCCGGCGGGGCUCGUGCUCGGCGCCAAGGCCGGCGCCGCCGCCGCGCUCGCGGGCUCCCUCCUGGGGUACCUGGGGGCGCGCCUCGUCGGCAACAGGAGGCGCGCUGUGCUGGACCACGCUGGCGAUAAGGAGCUCAGGGUGGACAAGGACGAGAAAAAAUCACAAUAGCGACACGCUUGCGUCUGUUUCUAGACGCAUUGGCAAUUUAGGAUAUAGCGGGUGAGUUCGAGUAUUGAAUAAAGGUAAAAUUAUAUUUAUAUUCAACUCAGAAUUGUUUAUGUUUUAGGUAUCUGUAUUGGGGGCCUUGAAGUUGUGAAUGAAGGACAUUCGAGUUUGGUUCUAAUACAAUAUUGUCAACAUAUUGCUUUUUUUAUGUAUCUUGCGAAAGAUUGUCUUGGAAUUAAGAGUAGGUAGCUGAUUAUGUAUUUAAAUUUAUUUAUUAGCCUGUUGUCAAUAUGUGUGCUGGUUAUUAGAAUAUUUAUUACCACAUAUAUAAAAUAAUGUAACCGUGACAUAGUCGAGUAAUUAUGCGUUUUGCUUGUGAUAUCCUCAUUAUAUUUGACUAGUGCAAUAAAUAUAACUAAAGGCGUAUGUAUAUGACGUUUUUAUUAAGAGAUGUAUUUUCAAUGCUAUGUUCGUAAAGUUACAUAGUUCCCAACUGCAUCGUGUUUCAUGCAGCGUUGAUUGCGUUAGAGGAACCCUUUAGCUCUUUAAAAAACACGCCAUGUGUAUAUCCUUUAAAGUCAUAAGGGUAGCUAUAGAAACUCUAACUAAUAAUAUAUCGACUAUGAAAUACGUAUACAUUAUUAUCUGUAUCUAAAUUUGCUAUACGUCAAUGUAAAUAUAAUUGCAUUGAGUGUAACUCCUGUAACAUUAUAUUUAAUAAA